Lindgomyces ingoldianus is the source of this 903-nucleotide messenger RNA. Its product is annotated as ATP binding family protein-like protein. The record is from RefSeq and is a predicted model, not a curated record. The transcript is spliced from 2 exons. Gene Ontology annotation, molecular function: GTPase activity. The coding region runs from base 1 to 903 and encodes 300 amino acids. NCBI's taxonomy places the organism in Eukaryota, Fungi, Ascomycota, Dothideomycetes, Pleosporales, Lindgomycetaceae.
AUGAGCAAGUUCGGUGUCCUGGUCAUGGGCCCAGCCGGUGCGGGCAAGUCUACCUUCUGCACCGCCUUGAUCCAGCACCUGCAGAACAACAAACGCCCGUGCUACUAUGUGAACCUCGACCCUGCCGCCGAGGACUUUGCCUUCGAGCCCGAUAUCGACAUCAAAGACCUAAUAAGCCUGGAGGAUGUCAUGGAGGAAAUGAGCCUGGGCCCGAACGGCGGUCUGAUAUACUGCUUCGAGUUCUUGCUGGAGAACCUUGACUUUCUCACCGAGCCGCUCGCCGAGGUCACCGAGGACUACCUGAUCAUUUUCGACAUGCCGGGCCAGAUUGAGCUCUACACCCAUGUUCCCAUCCUCCCAGAGCUGGUGAAGCACCUGAUGCGUGGCUCGCUGAACAUCAAUAUGUGUGCUGCAUACCUUCUCGAGUCCACAUUCAUCAUCGACCGACCUAAAUUCUUCGCGGGAACGCUUUCUGCGAUGAGCGCUAUGCUGAUGCUUGAAAUGCCGCAUGUCAACAUCUUGAGCAAGAUGGACCUGAUUAAAGGCCAGGUCGCGAAGCGAGAUCUUAAACGGUUCCUAAACGCCGACGCCGAACUGCUGGAAGACGACCCCGCCCACAAGGUGGUGGGGGAGGGUGAACAGGCAAAUGCGGGCGGCAAUCCUGCAUCAACCAAGAACCUGAUGGGUGGCACAUCGUUCAACCGCUUAAACAAAGCGGUAGCGCAGCUCAUCGACGACUUUAGCAUGGUGUCCUUCCUCAAACUAGAUGCCCAGGACGAAGACAGCGUUGGCGCAGUUCUAAGCUAUAUCGAUGAUGCUAUCCAGUUCCAUGAAGCGCAGGAGCCCAAAGAACCACGAGAUGACAUCGACACAGAUAUUAUGGAGUCCGCAAUGGAUCGAUGA